Messenger RNA from Ostertagia ostertagi, 1122 nucleotides. The record is from the annotation of a GenBank genome assembly. NCBI's taxonomy places the organism in Eukaryota, Metazoa, Nematoda, Chromadorea, Rhabditida, Trichostrongylidae.
AUGAUAAAAGCGGAAAGGAGGCUGCUGGCAACGUUAGGAUUUGUCGUUCACGUGAAGCAUCCGCAUAAGUUGAUAUGUGCAUAUUGUUAUGUUUUACGUGCGCAUCAUCGUACUGACCUUAUCCAGAGAGCAUGGACGUAUAUGAACGAUGGAUUGAGAACGGACAUGUUUGUGCGGUAUUCACCAGAGACUAUUGCGUGCGCUUGUAUUUUUCUAGCUUCUCGAACAGUUCAGCCACAAGUACCGCUCCCUGACAAACCUAGGAAUUGGUAUGAGCUUUUUGAUGCGUCAGAUACUGAUGUACACACGAUAGCUAUGAUGCUCUUGAAUAUGUAUGCCAACCAAAAGGCUGUCAGCUGGAGAGAAAUGGACGAAAAAAUCGAGAAAUUGCGGUCAAAGAUUGAGGCUGAACAGAAGGCUGCGAAAGCACAACUUGUCGCUCAGAAGCUCGCCGUCGAAAAGAAGAAAGCUGAUGAAGACUCCGAUCGAGAAGAUGUGAAGAAACGUCGAGGUAAAAGCCGUAGCCGAUCACGUACAAAGUCUCGAUCUAGGAGUCCAAGACGGACCAAGUACUCGCCUAUUAGACGAAGGCGUGAUUCACCUGAGAAAAAUGGAAGGAAUAAAGGUCGAGGGGGAAAAGGUGGCCGGGAGGAUAGACGUGACAGAGAAAGACGAGAUGAAAGACGGGAAGACAAGCGGAGGCGAAGUAGGAGCCGAAGUAAAAGCCGAGAUCGAUAUUCAGAUCGCGACCGGGUAAAGGAACGAAGCAAGAUCCGAGAACGAGAGGUCUAUCAGUCUCUUGGUAAACGACCUCGUCCGCGCUCACCCUCACCUCCAGCACGAUUCCGAAAAUUGAUUUCGAAAGUUGUUUCAAUUGUGUUUGCUGCUGCAGGUACGAUGCCAGAACACAAUGAACCUUUGGAGGAGGGUGUUGAUCAGUUAACACAAUGGCGGGAGCGGUGCGCUGAUCAUGCUGCGGACUUCAAAGCUGUGCUUGAGGAAUGUAAUGACCGUGUGAACAGUCGUAGUAACACGGAGGAGUCUUGCCACCAGGAAAUGUCUGACUUCGUUCACCAUCUGGACGAUUGUGCCAUGCCGAAGGCUUUCGCAGCGCUCAAGUGA